AUGGGUAGAUCCCGGUGCAGGAACUGCCGCCUGCUCUUCAUGUUGGUGAUCACUGCCGGCUUCUUCGUGGUCGAGUUGGUGGUCGGGCACCUGGGCAACUCCCUGGCGCUGGUGUCCGACUCCUUCAACAUGCUGUCCGACCUGAUCUCGCUGGUGAUCGGCCUGCUGGCGGCCACCCUCGGCAAGAUCACGAGGCACCCCCGCAACACGUACGGCUUCGCCCGGGCCGAGGUGGUGGGCGCGCUGGCCAACGCCGUCUUCCUGACCGCCCUCACCUUCACCAUCCUGGUCGAGGCCGUCAUCCGCCUCAUCCGGCCCCAGAGGAUCGACGACGUGGAGCUGGUGCUGAUGGUGGGCGCCCUGGGGCUGGCGGUGAACAUCAUCGGGCUCAUCCUCUUCCAGGACUGCUGCUUCAGGAAACAAGUGUCCUGCAGCCCCACAGGUGCCCCACGGUUUCUAGUUCAGGAACUAAAAUGUGAAGGUCGCCUGGGGGCCAAAGAAAACAAAGCACCAGCAACUGCAUCAGCUUUAAAUAUUCGAGGUGUUUUUCUACAUGUAAUGGGCGAUGCAUUAGGAUCUGUGGUGGUCGUCGUCGCUGCUACUAUAUUCUAUAUACUUCCACUUAAUGAAGAUGAAUUCUGUAACUGGAAAUGCUAUGUAGAUCCAAGUAUGACAAUCAUCAUGGUUAUAAUAGUUCUAUUAUCUGCUUUCCCACUCAUAAAAGAAACAGCAGUUAUCCUGCUCCAGAUGUUACCCAGAGGGAUCAAACUGCAUGAAUUUGAUGAAAAAUUGUGUGCAGUUGAUGGAGUGCAUGGGAUUCAUGAACUCCAUAUAUGGGAGUUGGCUGGAGGUCGGCAUAUUGCAUCUCUUCAUGUGAAAUGCCUGGAUCUUUCCUCCUACGAAACAGCAGCAUUACAAAUACGUGAAAUCUUCCAUAAUGCAGGAAUUCACUCUGUUACCAUUCAGGCAGAGUUUGUUGAUACAGUGCCUGGUUCAACUCUAAAGUGCAAUUUUCCCUGUGUCCGAAAGGAAUGUGAAAAUAAAAUGUGCUGCAUUUCUCAAAAUGACUGCAACCUUGUUGCAGAAGGUUCCAUAGAGAUACAAAACAAUUCUCCAGGGCCAUCGAGAAAUGGCUUCAUGGGUAACAAUGCAGCAGAAGAUAAUGUAGAGGAACUUUCUAUUCUUCCAUCCUAUGACCUGACAACAACUAAACAGGAAAAAGGAAAGGAACCCACAAAUGGGCUGCCGCAUUUGCACAGUACAUCAUUAUAA
Molecule: messenger RNA, 1272 nt
Organism: Hemiscyllium ocellatum (epaulette shark)
Lineage: Eukaryota; Metazoa; Chordata; Chondrichthyes; Orectolobiformes; Hemiscylliidae
Gene: slc30a10
Product: solute carrier family 30 member 10
Exons: 4
Coding region: 1-1272 (423 amino acids)
Biological process (GO): zinc ion transmembrane transport; detoxification of zinc ion; intracellular zinc ion homeostasis
Cellular component (GO): membrane
Molecular function (GO): zinc ion transmembrane transporter activity
Source: RefSeq, a predicted model, not a curated record